AUGGCCCCCACCCAUGGUAAAAAAAGAAAGGCAAGAGCAAGAGAUGCAUACUGUGCUGGGCUCAAUAGCUUCCCAGCUCUGUUCUUGCUGUCAGUUCCCAAAAAAUUCAAGGCUUUCCAAGGUGAAGGCAACCCAAGCAAAGACCCUAACAUUCUGAACUGCCAUCCAGCCUAUGCUGCUGGCAUGCCUAUUGCACUCUGUGAUCCCAUCCUGGCUAAGUUUCAGGAUGAUGUUGAAGGUGGCAUCGAACUCAUUGAAGAUGACCUUGAAUUUGAAACCUUCAAAGCACCUUUGCUGAUUCUGGAGGUGAAGCCAGAAUUUGGACUCAGGAGUGGGUGUGCAUAUUUGGAGGCAACUGCCUACUAUGUCGAAUUUAUGAAGAAAUUACGUAAAAGUUGUGCAGUUGAAAAAUCUCAGUUUCCAGUAUUUCUGAUUUACCUUGCAGGGUCCUAUCUGGGCAUAGCUGGAGCUGCAUUUCUAGAGAAGCCUGUAUGCGAACCUCUUGUGCCUGUGAUGCCUUUAUUUGUUCUACCCCAUAAUGAACACAUGCUAUUGGAAACAUCAUGCUUGUUUAAGGCACUCAAGAUUGCACUUUCAGAUUUAGAGAAGUUUUAUGAUCAAUUGAGAAAUCAACAAGAUCUUGACAUCAGUGACCUCAAUGAUCAACUGUACAUGUGA
Molecule: messenger RNA, 678 nt
Organism: Paraglomus brasilianum
Lineage: Eukaryota; Fungi; Glomeromycota; Glomeromycetes; Paraglomerales; Paraglomeraceae
Source: the annotation of a GenBank genome assembly